Molecule: messenger RNA, 957 nt
Organism: Vicia villosa (hairy vetch)
Lineage: Eukaryota; Viridiplantae; Streptophyta; Magnoliopsida; Fabales; Fabaceae
Exons: 2
Coding region: 1-957 (318 amino acids)
Source: RefSeq, a predicted model, not a curated record
AUGGGGAAAUUUCAAGGAUACAAAUUUGAUGAAGGAAAUGAGAGGUUUUCACACUUACAAUACGCGGAUGACACACUGAUUAUUUGUGAGAAAGCGUGGUCAAAUAUUCGAUGCAUCAAGGGGGUAAGUCUCUUAUUUGAGGCAAUGUCCGGGCUAAAAGUCAAUUUUCACAAGAGUUCGCUAGUGGGGGUCAAUGUAUCUCAUAACUGGUUGUUGGAGGCUGCAAACGUUCUAAACUGUGGCAUCACUGAUCUCCCUUUUGUGUAUCUUGGGUUACCAAUCGGUGCAAACCCAAAGCGGAUGGAAACUUGGUCCCAUGUGUUAAGCACGGUGAAAUCAAGGCUAUCGGGCUGGAAGAAUAAACAUCUCUCUAUUGGAGGUCGAAUAGUAAUUCUAAAAUCAGUCCUAUAUGCGAUUCCGGUUUACUACCUAUCCUUCUUCAAGGCUCCGACAGGUAUUAUUCUUAAACUUGAAUCUAUUUUUAAACAGUUCUUAUGGGGGGGUGGCGAGAAUGAGAGGAAAAUCAAUUGGGUUAAGUGGGAUAAGGUUUGUAGGCCAAUUGAAGAAGGGGGGUUGGGUAUUAGAAGAUUAGGGCUGUUCAAUUCGGCCCUAUUGGGAAAAUGGAAGUGGAAAAUUAGAGUAGAAAAGAAAGGAAUUUGGUUUGCGGCAUUAGUAAAUAGAUACGGGUUAAACGCGGAGGCUUUUUGUACGGGGGCAAGAGGAAGCUCAAGUUGGUGGACUGAGUUAUGUUCAUUGGACUUAGGGAGUAUGGAAGAUAGAAGUGAGUAUUCUGUUAAGGAUGUGUACAAAAACAUAUCAGCUACAGGUAACGACGAGCCUAUGAUUCCAUGGUCAAAAUUAUGGAACAAAGCGAUUCCUCCAAAGGUGUAUGGAGCAGCAUUUGCAAGUGGCUGGGAGUUGCAGCAGCUCUGCAUAAUGAAGGCUGGCACCACAUGA